Messenger RNA from Cephus cinctus (wheat stem sawfly), 2215 nucleotides. Its product is annotated as putative ATPase N2B. Bases 373 to 1794 code for a protein of 473 amino acids. Gene Ontology annotation, molecular function: ATP hydrolysis activity; ATP binding. The transcript has 7 exons. Gene Ontology annotation, cellular component: cytoplasm; mitochondrion. Lineage: Eukaryota; Metazoa; Arthropoda; Insecta; Hymenoptera; Cephidae. The record is from RefSeq and is a predicted model, not a curated record.
UUUUAUUCUUUGUCAAUUCUUAAUAAUCAAUAAUCACUUAAUUGUUUUAAUAACGUUAUCUCGUGACUGGAGGUUAGCAGUCUUAUAUACAAUAUAAAUACUCUUUAAAAACCAUCUGGAAAAUGUGGCAUGAUUAUUAUUCCUUAAUUCAUCACUGAUAAUGUCUUUAGUGUUAAUCCAUGUUAAAUUCUGUUAUACCUUAAUGUAUUCUGUUAUUUAUUUUUAAACAGAAUUCUAGAUUAUUCAUGUGUUUUGUACAUAUUUAUUUUUUGAUUUGUUAAAAAACAGUUUAAAAGUACUUUGAUGCAGAUUAAUUCUGAAGUACAUUAUAUUUUAUUAAAGCAAUGCAUGUUACCAAUAUAUUAUAAAUGAAUGUUGGUAAAUCAGUAUUUGAUAAUGAGAACAUUUGUUUUAGCGAUAACUUUAAUAAUGGCUAAGUUUAUUGUAAGAAGUCCAAUAAGCUGCAAUUAUUUGAUCCGUUUACUUUGUCAAUCUCACACUGUAUUUUCUCUGCAAACCUGUGGUUAUACUGGGACAUCGAAGCCUAUUAGCCCUGAUAGUCCAUUAGAUGUAUUAAAAAGAAAAAUUGCUCGUGGUGACUUAUUACAUGAUGAGCACCAGGAAAAAGUGACUGAAGGCUUGCAAAGGGUUUACAAUGACUUGAACGAGUAUGAGCCAGAGCAAGCAAGCUUUUUAAGCAAAUGGAUUGGAAAGGGCAAGAAAAAGAAAAAAGCACCAAAGGGAUUGUAUCUUUAUGGAGCUGUUGGUGGAGGUAAAACAAUGUUGAUGGACCUUUUCUAUAAUUGCUGUCAGAUUGAGAAUAAGAGAAGAGUACAUUUUCAUUCAUUCAUGCUGGAUAUACAUAGUAAAAUUCAUGAGGUCAAGAAGACUAUUGUCAGAGAUCACAGCAGUACGAAACUUCAACCCUUUGACCCUAUACCUCCUGUAGCUGCAUCUAUUACAGAGAAAACUUGGCUCCUCUGCUUUGAUGAAUUUCAGGUAACAGAUGUUGCGGAUGCUAUGAUUUUGAAGAGAUUGUUUUCUGAGCUAUUUAAUAAUGGUGUAAUAGUUGUGGCAACAAGUAACAGAGCUCCAGACGAUCUAUAUAAAAAUGGUCUUCAAAGAGGGAAUUUUCUACCAUUUAUUCAAGAGUUAAAAAGCCACUGUGCUAUAAUGUCUUUAGAUUCUGGAAUCGAUUAUAGAUUGAUGGCUGGUCCUGGAAAGGAUAAGAAUUAUUUUAUUAAAGGACUAGAUUCUGAGGAUGCUAUGAAUAAAGUGUUCAAGUACUUAUGUUCUAUGGAAAAUGACGUAGUGAGACCACGAACGAUCUCCAUCCGAGGACGCAAUGUAACAUUUAACAAGACUUGUGGUCAAGUCAUCGAUGCAACAUUUGAGGAAUUGUGCGACCGACCUCUCGGAGCGAGUGAUUACUUAGGACUUAGUCAAGUAUUUCACACAGUAAUAAUACGGGACAUCCCUCAGUUAAAUUUACGUCUAAUAUCUCAGGCUAGACGUUUCAUCACAUUAAUUGACACAUUAUACGACAACAGGGUACGCGUGGUGGUCUCAGCUGCAGUUCCGCAUACCAAAUUAUUUGUCGCUGAAGGAGACUCUGAGUAUACAGACGAGAAGAGAAUGCUAAUGGAUGACUUGAAAAUAUCUCACGGUUCGGAUAAUCACAAGUCAAAUAUUUUUACCGGGGAUGAAGAGUUAUUUGCCUUCGACCGGACUGUAUCUAGACUUUCAGAGAUGCAAACACGAGAUUACUGGGAGCAGUGGGAGCAUCACAGAUAAUGCUACUGUUAAUUAGUUGAAUUUAACUAUACAUUUUUUAGACACAGUUUUUAGAUAAAAUUUAGUUUUAAAAACAACAUAAUGCCAGAGUACAAAGAUAGAUUGUGAAAAACUUUUAUUCACAGUCUCAUGUAAGAUAGAAAAAUUAAUUCAGAAACAAUAUACAUUGUAUUAUGGCGUAUCCCCAUUGUACUUAAUGGAUAUGCGGACAAUUUUCUACCAAGUUGUCUAAUUAGAUAUAGAUAAUGAGUAUCUAAUUAGUUGAAAUUGUUACCUAUAUAUUUAUUAUUAGAUUAGAAAGGGAUUUAUACGAUUACCUAUAUUAUGACUUGCGCAAAUGUACAUAUGUAAUUAAGGAAGCACAUAAUUACCUUAAAUAAACAUAUUUAAUGUUAAACAAUAAAGAAAUUAUUAAUUACUA